Molecule: messenger RNA, 3022 nt
Organism: Fragaria vesca subsp. vesca
Lineage: Eukaryota; Viridiplantae; Streptophyta; Magnoliopsida; Rosales; Rosaceae
Product: pentatricopeptide repeat-containing protein At5g14770, mitochondrial-like
Exons: 1
Coding region: 1-2835 (944 amino acids)
Molecular function (GO): protein binding
Source: RefSeq, a predicted model, not a curated record
AUGCGAAGUCACGGCCUCGUUCCUGGUCUGCCUCUUUGGAAUCGGCUUCUUCAUCAUUUCAAUGUCUCUGGUUUGGCUUCUCAGGUAUCCCUUCUUUACUCUGAGAUGCUCUCCUGUGGGGUUGUGCCUAAUGUUUUCACCCGCAACAUAAUGAUUCACUCUCUCUGCAAAGUUGGAAACUUGAGUUUGGCACUGCAUUUGUUGAGAAAUAAUCAAAUUGAUACUGUUUCCUAUAAUACUCUCAUUUGGGGGUUCUCCCAACAAGGAUGCCCUCAUCAAGCUUUUGGGUUUUUGUCUCAAAUGGUGCAGAGGGCUAUAUAUAUAGAUUCUUAUACUUGCAAUUUACUAGUUAACGGGUUUUGUGGGGUUGGCUUAGUAGAGUAUGCAGAAUGGGUUAUGGAUAAUUUUGUUGGUGGUGGAAUUACUCGGGAUGUUGUAGGUUUUAACACCUUGAUUGCUGCAUAUUGCAAAGCUGGACAAGUUAGCCGUGCACUCGAGUUGAUUGAGAAAAUGGAGAGGGAUGGUCUUGUUCCUGAUACUGUUACUUAUAAUGCUCUUGUUCAUGGGUUUUGUAAUGUGGGGGAUUUUUUAAAAGCCAAGAAUACAAUACAUCAAAUGUUGAGAUCUCAAGGAAAUGAAAAUGGCCCUCAUAAUGAUAGAGACCAUGAUCAGAACUGGAUUGGCAGUAUGAAUCUUAAACCAAAUGUCAUAACUAUAACCACUCUCAUUAGUGCUUACAAUAAGCAACAAGGGCUUGAAGAGGCUCUUUCUCUAUAUGAGGAAAUGGUUAUGAACGGCAUUUUCCCGGAUGUUGUCACAUAUAGCUCCAUUAUAUAUGGUCUUUGCAAGCAUGGGAAGCUGUCAGAAGCCAAAGUUCUCUUAAAAGAGAUAGAGAAAAUGGGUGUAAAUCCUAAUAAUGUCUCCUACACUACCGUUGUGGAUUCUUUGUUUAAGGCAGGUUCUCCCAGGGAAGCUCUUGUCCUUCAAAGCCAAAUGGUGGUUCGCGGCCUGGUUUUUGAUUUAGUAAUUUGCACUGCUUUAAUGGCUGGACUCUUUAAGGUUGGAAAACUCAGUGAGGGAAAGGACCUGUUUCAAAAAAUAUCAAAGCUCAGCUUAGUUCCAAACUGUAUCACCUAUUCUGCUUUGAUAGAUGGGCAUUGUAAUUCAGGAGACAUGGGCAGUGCAGAAGCGAUACUCAGAGAAAUGGAGAAGAAACAUGUUUUCCCGAAUAUUAUCACUUAUUCUUCUCUCAUAAAGGGUUAUAUGAAGAAAGGAAUGAUUGAUGAUGCUGUUGGUUUAUUGAGGAAGAUGGUGCAAAAAAAUGUGUUGCCAAAUGUUUUUGUGUAUGCAAUACUAAUUGAUGGGUGUUUUAAGGCAGGUAAACAAGAAGUUGCCCUUGAUCUUUACAAUGAAAUGAAAAUUAGAGGAUUGGAGGAUAACCAUUUCAUAUUUGACGCUUUUGUGAACAACAUGAAAAAGUGUGGGAGCAUGGAAGAAGCUGAGGGAUUAAUUAUGGAUAUGACUUCUGAGGGCUUGUUUCUUGACCGUGUUAACUACACGUCUCUGAUGGAUGGCUUCUUUAAAGUGGGAAAAGAGUCAAUUGCUCUUAAUUUGUUCCAAGAAAUGGCGGAAAAAGAUAUAGGGUUUGAUGUUGUUUCAUACAAUGUCUUGAUAAAUGGUCUGUUGCGGCUUGGGAAAUAUGAAGUAAAAUCUGUCUAUACUGGAAUGAGAGAGUUGGGAGUGUCUCCUGACUGUGUCACGUACAAUACCCUAAUUAUUGCGUCCUGCAGAGAGGGUGACCCUGUAAAUGCUUUUGAACUUUGGAAUGAGAUGAAAGGUCAAGGGUUAAUUUUAAAUUCAUUCACUUGUAACAUUCUGAUAGGUGGCCUUUGUAAAGAAGAGAAGAUUGAGAAAGCAAUGGAUGUCUUAAAUGAAAUGGUAGCUGUGGGUUCUCUCCCUACCUCAGUUACUCAUAGGCUUCUGCUUGAUGCUUCUUCAAAAACUAGAAGAGCUGAUGCAAUUUUGCAAAUGCAUCAGAAUCUUGUAAAUAUGGGGCUUGACCUCAAUCUUGAUGUUUACAAUAAUCUCAUUACUGUCUUAUGUAGGCUAGGAAUGACCAGGAAGGCCACUACAGUAUUAGAAGAGAUGAGUGGAAGAGGACUUUUAGCAGAUACUAUUACUUACAAUGCCCUAAUACGUGGAUAUGGUAUAAGCAGCCAUCUGAAAAGGGCUUUUGCUACACACUCAAAGAUGCUCGCUGAGGGAGUUUCUCCAAAUAUUGAAACGUACAAUAUUCUUUUAGGGGUCCUUUCAGGUGCUGGUUUGAUGAAAAAGGCAGAUGAAUUAUUUAGUGAAAUGAAGAAUAGAGGCUUUAUUCCUAAUGCUUCCACAUAUGAUAUAUUGGUUUCUGGCUAUGGUAAGAUUGGAAAUAAGAAGGAAGCCAUAAGGCGUUAUUGUGAGAUGGUAAGCAAAGGUUUUGUUCCCAAUACUGGAACCUACAAUGUGCUUAUUAGUGAUUUCGCUAAGGUGGGAAAGAUGAGCCAAGCUAGGGAACUUAUGAAUGAGAUGCAGGGAAGGGGUGCCUGUCCUAAUUCUUCAACUUACAGCAUACUAAUCUCUGGCUGGUGUAAGCUAUCAAAGCAGCCAGAGGUGGAGAAGAAGUUUCGGAAGUCAUACCGAGCUGAGGCAAAGAGAUUAUUAAUAGAGAUGAAUGAGAAAGGGUAUGUUCCAGGUGGAAGUACCCUUUCAUCUAUCAGUUCUACCUUUGCUAGACCAGGAAAGAAGGCUGAUGCUCAGAGACUAUUAAAAGAACUGUACAUCAGCAAGAACGUAUGAGAGAUGGUCAUGGCUUAGCUAGUAUCUGGUUGCUUUUACACACACUACAGGUACAUUCUAUCCAUCAAACUUAUGACAGUCUCUUUCAGGGACCAGCAUUUACCUUGAUGCUGUCAAAUCUAUUGAUGAUAUUUUUAUACAUGUUUUUAUCGUGUCAUUUUCUUUUUCUUUUUUGUUGUUGUUUGCU